This is a messenger RNA of Gastrolobium bilobum, 420 nucleotides long. RefSeq lists its product as uncharacterized. The transcript is spliced from 4 exons. NCBI's taxonomy places the organism in Eukaryota, Viridiplantae, Streptophyta, Magnoliopsida, Fabales, Fabaceae. The record is from RefSeq and is a predicted model, not a curated record. Bases 1 to 420 code for a protein of 139 amino acids.
AUGGCUCUACCAAAUGGGCAGAGUGACAGCGUAGUCAAGAGUGGAAAAGAAGAUCCACCGUCCAUGUGUGAAGGGGUCACAAAAAUCCCAGAGAUGAUUCAUCGCAUUAACUUGUUAACUCAACUGCUGCCACCAAUGUCUUCCCUAGCUAAACUCAGAAGCAAGCAUCAAGCAAGCAGCAGCAGCAUAGUGCGGCCAGACUCUAGAAAGAGAAAAGAGAAACAUACCAUCCUUCUAGAAAACCGACUUCUUGUUUGGGAGGAGGAGGUUGUUGUUGAGCAUACUGUGGAGCAUAGCCUUGUUGGGGGUACCCCUGUGGAGGGUAACCUUGUGCAGGGUACCCUGGAGGAGGAUAAGGGUCCUUUACUGGAUACCCUGUUCAGUUUUAUUAUUCACAACAGAAACAACCAUUUAAUUUAA